AUGAUUUUGGAGUUAUCUGGCCCACUGGAACGUAAGUUUCUGUCAGAUGCAGCAUUUGAUGGUAACGAUCGCAUGGAAAGACUCAAUAAAAUAGCGUUUAUAAAGUGGACUUGCUUCUACGGUUCAACGUUAUGCAGAAACUAUUCACUUGUUAAACUCAAAAAUUGGCUCGCAGAUCCCGUUAAAAAUCCACUAUUGGAGGACGUCCGAAAAGAAAUACUUUGUGCAGGAAUUCGCAGUGCUGAUAAGGAAACUUGGGAAAAAUUACUGGAGAAAUAUUCAAUUGACAAGGACGACACCAUUCUUUUUGCACUCAUGUGCUCAUCGAAGUAUGAGUUAUUGGAGCAAUUGAUAAUGCUUUAUAUUGAUAAUCAAUUACCUACAAAAAAUCCGUGGUUUUUUUUCAUGACUAUUGCACAGCAAAGCACCACCGGCUUGGACGCCAUCAUACAAUUUAUUUCUCAGAAACAGAAGACAAUCUUUGAAAAGUAA
Molecule: messenger RNA, 492 nt
Organism: Cotesia congregata
Lineage: Eukaryota; Metazoa; Arthropoda; Insecta; Hymenoptera; Braconidae
Source: the annotation of a GenBank genome assembly